AUGAAUUUGUAUUAGCAGCCAUUAUUUUGGCAUCUGUUUAAUUAUCCGUAAAUUAUAGAUUUAUUUCCAUCGGAUAGUUUUAUGAUCAAUUCUAAAUUUGAUUCAAAAUAAAUCCUGGAAAUAAUCUAAUAAAAAGAUAAUCUCAAAAAUUCUAUUGAGAGAUUUGCUCCAAUCAAUAGAGAAGCUUUUGGUUUAAUUAAUUAAGCUUUAGAUUUUAUUGGAAAUAUUUAAGGAAAGAAGCUUUAAAGUAGAGUACUUAAUUUAAAUUAAAUUUUACAAGCCUUUACAAUAGAUAGAUCUGAAUAUAGAAGAGAAAUAGAAUAGCAUCUUUAUAUUUGA
Molecule: messenger RNA, 339 nt
Organism: Paramecium octaurelia
Lineage: Eukaryota; Ciliophora; Oligohymenophorea; Peniculida; Parameciidae
Source: the annotation of a GenBank genome assembly